UUACCAACACCAUCAGAGGAAGAGGUAUCUAGGAAACCAAAGGAAGCUUUUCCACACCAAGGUAGCCUCUCCAUCUCUCAGGUCUUGGGUAUGGGGAUGCGGUUGCAGCCCCAGUGUCUGCAGCUGGACUCCGUACUGCAGACAGUGAGUGUCCUGGAGGCAGUGAUCCGGAGGAGCUUUGGUCCUGAUGGAGGACAGGUGCUGUUCACACGGGACACGGGGCAAACUCUGCUGACACGCCACGGAACACGCAUCCUCACAGCCCUGCGGGUGGAACACCCGCUGGCCAGGAUGGUGGUGGAGUGUGUGAGGAGACACAGCUCGGUGACAGGAGACGGCUCCAAGACCUUCGUCCUGCUGCUCGCCUCAUUGCUACGGGAGAUACAGAAACACACCCGAAAAGCCCGCUGGGAAGGCGCAGGUGCCAAGCGUUUGGCUGGAGCUCUGUUGGACUUCGGAUUGGACGAGCUCAGUGAUGUCAUCACUGUUGGAGUGGCUCCACAUGGCUCCUCCCUUUCAGACCCACAAACCCCAGGACAAACAGACACACACACUCUGUGCCGCCUACUCAGUGCUUUCCUUCACACCCGGAUCAGCCCUACUCMUGCUGAARUCAUCAGCCRACUGAMCUGUGAGCUGCUCUCSCAUUGGAKYUGCCAUGGCGACUUCRUWAACGAACACUUCCCUGCUCUGCACACAGCAGUAUCAGGCUUCCCUAUUGGCUGUUCCCGUCUGCUGGAGGGCCAGGUCAUACAUGCAGAUUUCUCUACACCCCUCCCAUUCCGCGACCAUGGACCAAUCAGGGCCCUUGCGGUGACGGAACCCCUGGAACCCAGCCUACUGAUUGGUGGAACUGUACUGGAGCUGGGUGGGGCUAAUAGAGGGAUAGAAAGUGUGUGUGUGAGAUCAGAGCGGGGGUUAGACAGCGUGUGUCACCCUACAGCAUCUAGGAGUGUCUCUGCUCCUCUCAUCAGUCAGACAGUCRGAGGCCUUCCUGGCUGCAGUGGGGAGGUACAGUGUGUGUGUUUGUUAGAGUGUGUGUGUGUGAAGACGACCUUACCUUGUUCUCUGUGCUCAGUGGAGCCCAGCCUGUCUCAGACUGGGCCGUGAUUGGACAGGAACAUGUUGCUACGGCUACCUUCUGCCAGCCGCUGGUGCCGGGAGCUCACAGGUUCGUCAAUGUGGGGUUUCUAAGGCAGAGGACAGGGGCAGACCCCACAGUCUGGUUGUGUGUGGACAGACAGAGGGCCAGGUGGAACAGAGURUAUGUGCUGUACGAGAUACUCGACACAUGCUGCAUACUACCUGGGGGCCCAAACACAGGACUAGAGCUACAGAAAGAACCGCUUACACACACACACAGACACACACACAAACACACACACAGACGUGAUGGAGCCUUGUUGUGUCAUUUCCGUGGGCAGGACUUUUGACUUCCUGUUACACCACACCCUCCUACAGCACACACUCCGUCAAACACAGACACGCACACUCCGUCAAACACAGACACGCACACUCUGUCACACUUGGAUACCCCUGCCGCCUCGGGGAUGACUGCAGAGGCCCAACUGAGUGUGCCCAGACAGAUCUACUCCCACAAUCCUUGGCGCUACCUUGAGGCUCUCGCACACACUCUCAGCUGCAUACGUAACCAUGGUAUCUCCCCGGACCCGCCGGAGACAGUGCUGUUCUGGUAGCGGAUGGUUCUAAUCUGGUCCAGGCUGACACUAGUUCAGGAUCUAUGUCUGGGUCAGGAUCUGGGUCAGGGGUAAAGGAGGUGACGGUUUGGUCAAGCUCUGGCGCUAGUUCAGGUGUGGAGUCAGUGUCCUGUAAGUUUCAUCUGAUCCUGGMUGUUCUACAGUGUCUCAGGAGUCUACUGUCUGUGGACACUGUACUACACACUAAUACCUCACACACCUGUCAGAGAGAAGAGGAGGAGGGUGACGACUGAGAACUCAUACUUGAUUUUGUUUCAUUGUUCAUCCAAAAGUUUUGUAUUACAUUUUUGAAAAAGUAAUCUCCUUGUGUAGUAUGUCUUUGCAUAUGAAUUUCUAUGUUAAUAAAUCCGAUUUGAGUAAA
Molecule: messenger RNA, 2079 nt
Organism: Salvelinus sp. IW2-2015
Lineage: Eukaryota; Metazoa; Chordata; Actinopteri; Salmoniformes; Salmonidae
Product: BBSome complex assembly protein BBS10-like
Biological process (GO): chaperone-mediated protein complex assembly
Molecular function (GO): ATP-dependent protein folding chaperone; ATP binding
Source: RefSeq, a predicted model, not a curated record